Molecule: messenger RNA, 1866 nt
Organism: Psylliodes chrysocephalus
Lineage: Eukaryota; Metazoa; Arthropoda; Insecta; Coleoptera; Chrysomelidae
Source: the annotation of a GenBank genome assembly
AUGGCAGAAGGAAAACCAAGCACAGAAAUGGAGGAUCUAGACAACUCCAUUAAACUAGCUGAGGAUGAGAUAAAGAAAACUGGGGUGAUCUCCAGGAAGAGCUCAGUGAAUAGAUCCCCACCAGUCGCUCGCAGGCAAUCGAUCGCAUCGGAAUCACCCGAAAAAUACGAGGGCUUAGAAGCACCGUCCAAAAGAAAGAGAGCGACCCAAGCCAAUAUAGAAAGCUCAAAGAAAAGAGACCAAAAAGAGGUCGCUGCAGACCAGACCAGUAAAAGCCCAGAAGAGGAGGAGGAAGAAGAGAAAGAAGAAAAAAAAAGGAGACUGGAAGAGGACAAACGCCUGACAAAGAUAAUCGAAAAUUUGGCAAAAGCUGAAGAGGAAAAGAAACUAAAGGAAGAAAAACGCCGGAGAGAAGAGGCACAAAAUAAGGCCGCACAGGAAGAAAAACGCAGACAAGAAGAGGAAGAAAAAAGGAAAAAAGAGAACGAAAAUUCGAGUGGCGCGACAAGUUCGGUUCCGAGUGCGGGAGUGUUUACACCUCAGGUGAGUGACGAGCACGGCGGUCGAAACAGCGACCCCAAACAGACAAAAUCACAAGCACAAAACCUUAUACAGACAUCUACAGACACUAUAAAAGACCUGAAAAAACAAAUUAGAGAAGCGGUAAUACGGACAACGCCCGAAGGACGGGGUAAAAUAGCCUUCGCGACAAAAGAACAAAAAACGGUCCUUUCGGCCAUGGACGAAAUUACUAAUAUCUACACAGACAUACUGACUCUCCUUCUAGUACAAGAGACGGAGAUAAAUAAAUUACAAAAAGAAAACUUCGACUUAAAACAGAACGACAGAAACAAAGGAGACAAUAGCACCACAAACAUAGAAGACAAAUUAAAACAAGUACAAACAAAAAUAUUACAAGCUAUAAAGGACAAUCCACAACCAGGUACCAAGACAUUGACACAACAGAUUCACACCGCAACAAUUAACACCAGCGCUACUCCCCAUACCCCGACAACAAUAAACGAUACAGACUUCCCAGCACUCGGACAAAAGACAUACGCUCAGCUGGCAAAAAGACCGACAAACAUAGACAACAAGGACAAAAAACCCUGGACCACCCCUGAACCAUAUAAGAAAUUCGACACAGUCAUAAAAUUAAAGGAAGGUCAACAGGGAGACACUCUGACGGAGCUAAAAAAGAUAAUCAAAGCAAAAGACAUAGAGGGGACACAAAUAAGACACACACGAACAGCAAUAGUACUGACCUCGCAAUCAAAAGACAAACAAGACGAGAUUCUAAGACGCACCCAAACCUCCACAAAACUUGACAGUAAAGACGGGACCAGACACAAUGAACCGACAAUAAUACUAACAGGAAUACGAAAAGCACUGACGCACGACGAAAUCACAGACGGACUAAAACUUGAAAACGACGACCUAGACAAACUUUUUGGGGACCGACUAAAACUAUUAAACAUCGUAUCGACAAGACCGUGCAGGAACCCUUAUAAAGAAAACGUAUACUUACGAGGACCAACGGACAUAAUAAAACAUCUACUCAAAUCGGAAAAAAUAUACCUAGAUUUUCAAACUAUAUAUGUUAAUGAAGCAACACAGCUAGCACUCUGCUUUAGAUGCUGCAGAUAUGGGCACGUAGCCAAACAUUGUAAAGAGACAACGCCCUCGUGCUACAAAUGCGGUGACGGACACGACGGAAAUACAUGCGACAAGGACUUGGACAAAUAUAACUGCACAAAUUGCGAAAGACUACGACUGACACCACGACGACACCAAGCAAGAGACACAAACUGCCCGAUUUACAUAAGAAAACUGGUCGAAGCAAGGGCGCAAACUCAAUACAACUAA